Messenger RNA from Chiloscyllium plagiosum (whitespotted bambooshark), 3441 nucleotides. Its product is annotated as 1-acyl-sn-glycerol-3-phosphate acyltransferase gamma. Gene Ontology annotation, cellular component: endomembrane system; endoplasmic reticulum. The record is from RefSeq and is a predicted model, not a curated record. Gene Ontology annotation, molecular function: 1-acylglycerol-3-phosphate O-acyltransferase activity. NCBI's taxonomy places the organism in Eukaryota, Metazoa, Chordata, Chondrichthyes, Orectolobiformes, Hemiscylliidae.
GCCUGAGCCCGGAACUGAACGUUGCUGCUGGGUGUUCCGGCCGAGUGUUUGAGGCGGCGGACCGGAAGGCGGUGUGGAGCCGGGACCCGGUGUGUGGUGAUACAGGCUCCGGGUUUAACGCAGUCCUGACCGGCUCUCGGCUCCAAGCCCCGGGCGUCGCCGACCCGCCAUCCCACCUCAGCCCCCACAGACAGAGCCUCCGGCCUGCAGCAGAGACGGAGCCAGGACAGAGCCUGAGGCCCAGCCUCCCGGUGAGGACGGUUAUUCUGAGUGAGGGGCCUUGUAAACGUUUCUGAUUAAACCAUGAGUUUCAUCGCUUACCUGAAGACUCAGUUCAUAGUUCACCUUUUACUUGGAUUCGUGUUCGUUGUCAGUGGCUUCUGCAUCAACUUUAUCCAACUUUGCACUCUCCCCAUUUGGCCCAUCAACAAGCAACUGUAUCGACAUCUCAACUGUCGGCUUGCGUACUCACUGUGGAGCCAGCUGGUCUUGCUGCUGGAAUGGUGGUCUGGCACGGAAUGUACACUUUUCACUGACCAGGCCACGGUGGACCAAUUUGGCAAGGAGCAUGUUAUUGUCAUCUUAAAUCACAAUUUUGAGAUUGACUUCCUCUGCGGUUGGGCCAUGUGUGAAAGACACGGCGUUCUGGGGAGCUCCAAAGUGUUGGCGAAGAAGGAAUUGCUUUAUGUACCUCUGAUCGGAUGGACGUGGUAUUUCCUGGAGAUUGUUUUCUGUAAACGUCGUUGGGAUGAGGACAGAGACACGGUUGUAAAUGGACUGAAGGCAUUGCAGGACUACCCAGAGUACAUGUGGUUUCUGUUAUACUGUGAAGGCACACGUUUUACAGAGAAGAAACAUCGUAUUAGUAUGGAGGUUGCUGAAUCUAAGGGUCUACCGAAGCUGAAAUAUCACCUGUUACCAAGGACCAAAGGUUUUACCACCACUGUUAAAUACCUCAGGGGAACGGUUACUGCUGUGUAUGAUGUGACGUUAAACUUCCGAGAUAACAAGAACCCAACACUCUUGGGCAUACUGCACGGCAAGCAGUACCAUGCAGAUAUGUGUGUCAGGAGGUUCCCUCUAGAAGAUAUUCCAGAAGAUGAGAAGGAAUGCGCAGCUUGGCUCCAUAGACUGUACCAGGAAAAGGAUGCACUUCAGGAGCAGUAUGUGAAGGAUGGUACCUUCCCUGGGGAGGCCAUCCAGCCGAGACGUCGACCCUGGGCCUUCCUGAACUGGCUGUUCUGGGUGAUCGUGCUCCUGACUCCACUCUUUAACUUUGUGUUUGGAGUAUUUGUCAGCGGUUCCCCUAUUGUCAUCUGUUCGUUUCUGCUGUUCGUCGGAGCAGCAUCCUUCUCUGUACGAAGGCUUAUUGGAGUGACGGAGAUUGGAAAAGGCUCUAGUUAUGGAAAUCAGGAGUUUAAGAAGAGGAUGUAGAAAUAUUAAUGGAAAGACUUCCAAGCUGCUUAUUGAAAAUAACUGAAUUUUUUAGGAAUGUUUUGCUCUCAACUGACAGCAACUAACAGUGGCCAGGAGUCAGGAAUCAGCUGCUCCAUGAUCAGCUCCUGAAUGGACAGCUGCACUAACCCCCUGGUCCACAUUACUGACACCCACCCUGUCUCAUGGACUAUACUCAGACACAACUGUCCACUCUCAACAUCCGCUGGCUUCACUCUCAUCCCAGGUCAACUUGCUCUUUACCUCGCCUUUCACUCUUUCUUUCCCACUUGCUUGCUGUCUCUAUCUCAAACAUGCUGUAUACCUCUCCCAGCCUCGCCAUCUCAUGCUCACUGUCUCCAUGUCACACUCACAUCUUUCCAAUUGUUUUCAUCCCCCACUGCCUCCACUUUAAGAUUUUGAGAUAUAUCAAAAGGUUGUGUUUUUCAGGAGAGACUGAGACUACAACCGUCUGCUCUCAUUACCUUUGAUGAUGUAUGCUGACUGAUCAUGUUCCAUGCCCCACUUGAUCCUACCAUGCUGUCGUAGGUCACUACACUGACACUUCACUAAUGGGUCAGUAACCAAGGACACUGAGUGUAGUCUGUUGCUGUUGACUGACAUGACUGAAUUUCUACUUCAGGGUGGGUUUCUCUCAUCUACAAUACACAAUAGUAACUUUAUGUCUCUCUGAGCGAUACAACAAUCUCUGUCUCCACACUCAAUCCGCCCUCCUCCCAUACAUAUUCGUCCAUCUCUGGGCUAAUGUUUCUUCCUCCAGCUUUUGAACAUCUUUUUUCAUGCCCCUUAUUUCUCUCUUCCCCUUGCCACUUUCACUGCCAUCGAAACCAAGACUCCACUCUCCAUCCUUUUGCAGAGAAUCCAGUUCCCACUUUAAUUUUGUCAAAUCAAUAACUGAGUGUUGGAGCAUGAAGUGGAGAGAUUGUGAAGGUAAUGUGAGUCACGGGUGAAUAUGGAUCUCUGACACACAUCAUCCAGUAUCUCUCUGUCUCCAUGUCCUUAAACUGACUGCACCCAGGAUCAGACCCCAAAGAUUUCUGAAGGAGCUGCAAUUGAUUCAUUGCAUCUGAAUGGGGCAGAGUGCUCUGAGUAUCCUCCUUUCCUAGUCUUGAGAGGUCUGUGUUAAGCUGAGAGACCGAACCAUCUUCCCCCCCACCAAAAACAAUUGGGUCCCAAUAUAGAACAGAGUCAGACCCUUUGAUUUGUUCAGACUGAAUGUUAUUCACUGAAUGGAUUGAUGGAGGUUGAAGGAAAGUUCUACCCCUUAAUAAACAUUCCAAGUUAUCCAGUUUUGUUUGAGUCCUGGCAGCAAUGUUACCUUUCUCCUGACAUCCUGAUCCCAGUGGACCAGAUCUUUAGUCUCUCCCCUGGGACCUUCCUGCUGUUCACCAGAACUGGGAUCAAGAGAAAUGUUGUAGAUCAGCAGAUGAUCCAAGUCAACAUUUAGGAAAGCACCUUCUGCAUUAACAGUGAGAAAGCAAAGCUUUCACGGUGGGGUCCAUUGGGUACCAGGAGCCUGGGCAUUGACUAGCAGGCUGCCAGGUAUUCAGUGGAAUUGAGUGAGCUGGGAACUAAUUGCAGUUUUGCAUGUAUCUUUUUGCAUGUAUUUUUAAUCCUUGACCAACUCCAUUCUGGGGCUCUUUGUGCACCCUCUUGUUUUAAUCUCUCACUAAUACCUCCUUUACACUCUGAAUAUUCAAUGUUAGAAACUUCUGACUGUGCUGAGUUUGGAUCAGUCGAGUUCCAUUUGUUAAUCUCCUUAAAGGAUUGAACAGUUCCAUCCUUUAAGGUAACUCUGUCUCAUAACAGAGAAGCUGCCCCUUUCUGGCUGCAUUCUGUACACAUCUCUGUUUCUGUGGCGUCUGCUUUUACUUACUCUGGGUGGUCUCUAUUUUCAGAUACUAACCCAUACAGAUUUCAAGCUCAGAGUUUAAGGGGAUGAGCUGGAAAACAGUUGAUCUAUAAUAAAAUGAGAGUCUCCUAUGA